AGAACAGUUAGCCGCCCCGCCCUCCUCCACCCCCUCAGCUCCCCAUUCACCUCAGUGCCCGCCGCGCAUGCGCAGAGCCGGUGUCGGCGCGAAGGAUUUGCUUGUGAGUGUGUGACCGGGACACGGCGGAGUAACGAGCAGGGGGAAGCGGGAGAAGCAGAAGAAAUAACCCCCUCAGAGCCCCGGGAGCAGGAUAUUACCUGGCCGGAGUCCUGUGUCUGUGCUGCCGCCAAUGUUCAGCUUUGCAGCCCGAAGCUACUUCUUCAGUCGAGCUCCCGCGGCUGUAUGAGCCGGACACUGAGCCAGCAUGGUCCGGGAAACCAGGCACCUCUGGGUGGGCAACCUGCCCGAGAACGUUCGCGACGAAAAAAUUAUCGAGCAUUUCAAACGAUACGGACGUGUUGAAAGUGUCAAAAUUUUGCCCAAGAGGGGAUCUGAUGGUGGCGUGGCCGCAUUUGUGGAUUUUGUGGAUAUCAAAAGUGCACAGAAGGCACACAAUGCCGUUAAUAAAAUGGGAGACAGAGACCUUCGAACGGAUUACAAUGAACCAGGCACCAUUCCGGGUGCCGCUCGAGUUUUGGAUGAUACAGUUUCCAUAACGUCUCGUAGUAGAGAGGUUUCUGGGUUCAGAGGAAGUGCUGGAGGGCCCACUUAUGUCCCCCCACAAUCCCUUCAUGCACGGGAAGGACGUUAUGAACGGAGACUCGAUGGAGCUUCUGAUACAAGGGAGCGAACGUAUGAACACAGUGCCUAUGGACACCAUGAGCGGGGGACAGGAUUUGAUCGAACACGACAUUACGAUCAGGAUUACUAUAGAGAUGCUCGAGAACGGACCUUACAGCAUGGAAUAUACUAUAACUCUAGGCGAAGCCCUACCCGCUUUGACACUCACGAUACCCGAUAUGAAUCUAGGACCCGAGAGGCAUUUACAUUACCCAGUGUUGUUCACCGGGAUAUUUUCAGAAGCGAACUUUCACGGGAGGUACGAGGGAGACGCCCUGAACGGAAUUACCAGAACAGCAGGAGCCGGUCUCCCCAUUCAUCCCAAUCUAGGAACCAGUCUCCUCAAAGGUUGGCUAGCCAAGCAUCACGGCCAACCAGAUCUCCCAGCGGCAGCGGAUCCAGGAGUAGAUCCUCUAGUAGUGACUCACUCAGCAGCAGCAGUAGUACCAGUAGUGACAGUAGUGAAUCCAGCAGCAGCUCAAGUGAUGAGUCUCCCACCCGCUCAGUGCAGUCGGCUGCUGUCCCAGCCCCACCACCUGCCCAGCCUCUCCUCUCCUUGGAUAAAGAUGAACCACGCAAAAGUUUUGGGAUCAAAGUUCAGAAUCUUCCUGUUCGCUCUACAGAUACAAGCCUUAAAGAUGGACUUUUUCACGAGUUCAAGAAGUACGGAAAGGUGACGUCGGUACAGAUUCACGGUGUGUUGGAAGAGCGCUAUGGCCUGGUGUUCUUCAGGCAGCAGGAGGAUCAGGAAAAGGCACUUAAUGCGUCGAAAGGAAAGCUCUUCUUUGGCAUGCAGAUCGAAGUGACUGCAUGGGUAGGACUAGAAACGGAAAGUGAGAAUGAAUUUCGACCUUUGGAUGAAAGAAUAGAUGAGUUUCACCCAAAAGCAACACGAACUCUCUUUAUUGGAAACCUGGAAAAGACCACGACCCACCUUGACUUACACAACCUUUUCCAGCGAUUUGGGGAGAUAGUGGAUAUUGACGUUAAGAAAGUGAACGGUGUUCCUCAGUAUGCAUUCCUGCAGUACUCUGAUAUUGGAAGCGUCUGCAAAGCAAUUAAGAAGAUGGACGGAGAAUAUCUGGGGAAUAACCGGCUAAAGGUAUUGGAUUCCACGUCUCACGGUGCAUGUGUGCCCAAUACGCAGCUGGGGUUUGGAAAAAGCAUGCCCACAAACUGCGUAUGGAUUGAUGGCCUUUCAUCCAACAUCACGGAACAAUAUUUAACUCGUCAUUUUUGCCGUUACGGACCAGUGGUGAAGGUGGUGUUUGAUCGCUUUAAAGGCAUGGCCCUGGUUCUCUACAAUGAGAUUGAAUAUGCCCAAGCAGCUGUAAAAGAGACCAAGGGAAGGAAGAUUGGUGGGAGUGACGUUAAGGUUGACUUUGCAAACCAGGAGAGUCAGCUGGCUUUUUAUGGGUCUAUGGAAUCAUCAGGACAAGAUAUAAGAGACAUCUAUGAUAUAAUCUCAGAAAGAAGGACUGAUGAAUCAAGAAGAGGAUCUUCUGAAUUCACAUCAGCAGAACGUACCUACUAUGAAACUGUCAGGACACCAGGCACCUACCAAGAGGAAUCUAGGCGAGAAUAUCCUACAAGAAGCAGAGAGCUCUUCACAGAGUGGGAGUCUUAUCAAGGAGAUUACUAUGAGCAACGUUGCUUUGAUGAGCCAAGAGAAUAUAGAGAAUACCGGGACCCAUACGAGCAAGAUAUUCGAGAAUAUAGUUACAGACAGAGAGAGAGGGAGAGAGAAAGAGAAAAGUUUGAAACAGACCGAGAGAGAGAUCACGAGAGGAGACAAACUGAGCGCAGCCAAAGUCCAACCCACACUAGGCGGCCUCAGAGCCCCACGGGAUCACCAUCGCAGUCAGAGAGAAUUACAAGUGAUCCUGAGCGCAGAAUUUACAGCCGCUCCUCUGAUCGAAGUGGCAGCUGUAGCUCUCUUUCCCCUUCAAGAUUUGAUAAACUAGACAAAGCUCGGGCAGAACGCUAUGCUAAAAAUGAAAAAACUGAAAAAGACCGCAGUUUUGAUUCGGAAAGAGGAGACAAACGGCCACCCAGAAAAGAAAAGACUGAGAAAACUGAGAAAGACAAACCAGAUAGAACAAAACGAAAGUCUAAAAACCAUUCUCCUAGCUCUCACUCUUCUGAGACUGAUCAAGAGAAUGAGAAGGAAGUAAGCCUUGAGAAACCGAAGAGUAACGCUAAACAGCCAUCCAAAGAAAAGAACGACAAGGAUGCCACAUCCAAAAACCGCCUGGAUCUUAUGCCAUGUGUUGUACUCACCAGAGUAAAUGAAAAAGAAGGGAAAGUCUUUGAUUCUCCAGGUCUUGAGAAAGCAGUUAAAGGCAAGCCUGAAAAUGAGUCUGUCAAGUCUCCACCAGUGGAUCAAAAGGCCCAGAUUCCACGACUGGACCAGCUUAAAAUUGACCAAGUGAAAUCUGAAAUAAGGAAUAAAGUUACAAAAGAGAAGGUGCUUGCAAGCCAUGUUGAACUAGUGGAGAAAGACAGUAAACCGAAAGUAAAAAAGCACUUGAAGGUAGAGCAGCCUGCAGAUAGUGCCAGCUCUGCCGAUCUUGAAAAGUUAGAAGCUCGGAAGAGGAGGUUUGCUGAUGCCAAUUUAAAAUGCGAUCGACCAAAAUUUGACACAAGGCGAAGCAAUCAAGAGGAGGAUGAUGCUCGGGCUUGUUCAAAAAAGUUAGAUGCUGUUUCUUCAAGAGAUGUUUCUAUUCUGAAAGAUGGUGAGGCAGAAAGGAAAAGUUCAAGAAAAGAACUGUCAAAACGGGAUAUACGCAAAAUAAAAACAGAGAGACCAUUUACUGUUAACAGCCCCAAAGAUGGCCAGGAGCAUUUGUCUCUUGGACCUGGCAUGCGACCCACCCUCGAUGUACAGUCCCGUUUAGGGGAACCGGUGGAUGAACAGUAUGAAUCAUCUGAGACCUCUGGUAAAAAGACAGGUGUUGCAAAGCAACGGCAUAUACAGUUAUCUGAAGAUGUUGACAAGGAGCUGUCAAAAGAAGAUAAUAGAAGGAUGUACUUUCCUCCACCAAGAGAAAUGCUGGGAAUGGAGAGGUCAGAAGCAGAUGAGAAGCUUGCUAUUGAUAUCGAUUACACGCAGAGUUACAGGAAGCAAAUGGAGCAGAACCGUAAAAAGCAGCAGAUGGAGAUGGAAAUACUAAAGUCUGAAAAAUUUGGCAGUCCAAACAAAGAGACUGAUGACUAUGAAAGUCGGAGCCUUGUGCAUGAGGUAGGCAAGCCACCUCAAGAUGUCACUGAUGACUCUCCUCCGAGUAAAAAAAAAAAGACUGAUCUGGUGGAAUUUGAAAUCAACACCAAGAGGGAGAGAAACUACAGAAGUUCCCGUCAGAUAAGCAAUGAGUCAGAAAGAACUUCUUGUUCCCCAAGUGUACGAUCAUUUCCUCUUCACGAAGAUGAAGAAGCCAGUUCCCCACGGGUGAUAAUGAAAGAAAUUAAAGAGUCUCCAAAAGUAAAUGAAAAGACUACAGUUUUUCAUCCAGCCAUCAAAGAAGAGCCAUUUAAACUGAUUUCUAGUGAAUCAAUCAAGAAGGAACAAAUAACUGACCCAAAUAAAGGAAAAAUGCCUGUCAUGAGUCCGGAAGAAGAGUACAAAUGGGAUUGCCAAAUCAAGCAAGAGUGCAACAAGGUCGAUGUUGGCUUUCCCAGCAAUCUAGUUAAGAGACAGAGCAUCAGAAAGCACUCUAGAGACCUAGAACCUGGGGAGGUUCAGUCCGACUCUGACGAUGAGAGUGAUCACAAAGCCAGCUCUCCAAAACACUCCUCGAUAUUGGAUAAUUCAAGGUUUUCUUUUUUACUGAGAGGCAGCGAAGCAAAACUGCGAGAUCGGGAAGAAAAGAUCUCCAGCUCUUUGGAAAAGAAUAAAUUUUACUCUUUUGCACUGGACAAGACUAUCACUCCUGAUACGAAAGCUUUGCUUGAAAGGGCCAAAUCACUUUCCUCAUCCAGAGAAGAGAACUGGUCUUUUUUAGACUGGGACCAAAGGUUUGCCAAUUUUCGCAACACCAAAGACAAAGUGAAGGUUGAUUCUGCUCCAAGACCAAUACCAUCAUGGUACAUGAAAAAGAAGAAAAUCCGGACAGAUUCUGAUGGCAAAUCUGAUGAUAAAAAAGAACACAAAGAAGAAGAACAAGAGAAACAGGAGUUGUUUGCCUCACGGUUCUUACACAGUUCGAUAUUUGAGCAGGACUCAAAACGACUGCAGCAUCUGGAAAAGAAAGAGGACACUGACAUCAGCCUUGUUCGACCAUACUGGAGGCAGUUCUCUUGCGAUGGGAUAAACAGUACUCCUGAUCUUGUCCAAGAGCCAGUUGUACUUUUUCACAGUCGUUUUAUCGAGCUGACGAGAAUGCAGCAAAAAGAAAAAGAAAGGGAAGAAAGUCCCAAAGAGAUUGAAAAACAAGAGGAAAAAGAGGCCCAACCAAAAUCUCCAGACCCAGUUCCUGAAAGCAAAGAUCAGGAGCUUAAAUCUCCUUUGACAUCUGUGCCAACACCUGUUCCAGUGUCUCAGUCAGAACCACUAUCACCUGCUGCAGAUAAAGCUCUACCAGAUGCUUCUUUGGCAAAGGAGGAAAAACCAGCAGAACCAGUUGAACCAGCACCAGAGGAACCCAAGCCUGCUCAGGUUUUUGCUUCAGUUUCUGCAGACCAGCCAGUUCCAUCAGAAGCUGUACAGGUUGUUGAAGAAGUAAGUGUACUGGUUAUUCCACCUGGCCCAGAAGAUGUUGUACCUGAUGAAAUCUCUUACCUGGAUACAAAACCACAUACUCCAGGUACUUCUUUCUCUGAAACACCCAGCAAUUCAUUAAUAGAGAUGGAAAGUCCUAUAAAGCCUGUAAAAAGUGUAGAGGGUAACACUGACCUACAAGAAGAUAAACCUUCUCCAGUUGCAAGUACUGCUAUAGAAUGUGAAACACUUGAUGUGGUUCCAGAUGCUCAACCUCUUGGCUCUGAAAAUGACACAGAAGCUGAAAAUUAUACACCAGUAAAAGAUAAAAAGACAUAUAAAAACAGAAGAGCUAACACUGCCGAUAAACCAGCAACAAGAAAGAGUGUGAGAAUUGACCGAGAGAAACGCAACAGAUCUACAUCUCCACGAGGUGAGACCCCAAAACACCUGGAGGUAAAAAGUGAGCCAGAAAGAGGGGCAAGGAAUGCAGCAAAGUCACCAAGUUCUAUAGUAGAAACUGAAACCUCUGAACCAAGUUUGCCCUUGGCUCGAACAAGGCGUAGAAAUGUUAGAUCUAUUUAUGCUACAACAGGUGAUAAUGAUACUCAACCAGCAGUUAAGGAACCUGAAACACCAAGGUCUACUAGAAAGAGACUAGAGAAAGAUCCUAUGGAGACUCCUGCAGUUGUUCCAAACAAAAGAGGGCGCCCUCCAAAAGUCAGACGUAAAACUGGUGAAGAGGUUUCGCCUGUUAAGGCAGAAGCGUCAAAGCAAGAGCCUGAGGAUAUUGAAAGUAAAGAGUCAACUGAAUCGAUGAAGCCUACGGAGGGAUGGCGGUCCCCUCGGACACAAAAAUUAGCACAUUCACCUGUGUCUAGUGGCCAGAAAAAGGGGAAGAAUGAGCCUAAGCUUUUGCAGGAUGCUUUAGGAGAAUCGAACGAAGAUGACUUAUCGGAGCCUGUUGACGAUAGUAGCAAGUCAAGAUUGGGAAAAGGGGAAGCAUUUGUGGAAGAGAAGCCUGAACAGAAGGAAGACGUGACUGAUGUUUGUCCUGCUGAAAAUACCAUUGUGGAUAUAACAGAGCGGAAGAAUCGCUUGGACAAAAAUUCCAAGCCAAAAGUGGGAAGAUCAAAGAAUUCAAAGCCUGUUGUGCGUUUAAAAGGUAUUGAAAUCCGUCUUAAUGUGGAUGAGGUGAAAGGUGCCAUGAGGCCAGUUGAAGAUACAGAGCCGACUGUUGUCUCACCCGUUAAAACCAAAAGUCCGGAAAAAGAGGAUGCUGUAGCACCAACCUUUUCAAACCAGCCAGAGAACACUUUUCCUCAAACGCCCGACAAAGACAUUCCUACAACACCCAAGCUGUCCCCUGAAGCAACACUGUUAGCUCUACAGAUGGAGCUUGAACAAGCCGUUGAAAAUAUUGAGAAGAUCACUGAAACCACCGAUGUUCCUGCUUAUAAAGAUGCCCAGGGAAAUGAGGUACCAGAGACUCGCUCUGAAGAAGAUGGGGAUAAACCUGCACACCAAGCUAAUGAAACUGAACUUGCAGCUGCUAUUGGCUCCAUAAUAUACGAUAUAUCUACAGAUGCAGAAAGCUUUCCAGCAGCCCCACCGUAUCCACCUGAAGGGGAAACUACAGUCCCGAAUGAUCCAGCUGCUGUUGCAAGUACGACCCAGCCAGAAGAGAUGGAACCUGAGACCGACCAGGCAGUGAAUGUCAUCUUGGGAACAAAUUCUGCUCCGGGAUCAGAGAGCACAGUAUCUGCUUCUUCAACUUUGAAUCCGUUAACUUCAGAAUCCACAGAUGCCAAGGAAGCUGAUGUAAACUUCAGCGAGUCUUCAAAUUCUGCACAGGAGGCAGAACCUUUGCGUGAAGUGGAAACCCUUCCUAAACACACUCCUCGGAAAAAGAUGCCUCGCCAUCGCAAUCGAAGGGGUCCGGCCUGUAAGAAGACAGAAAUUUCGGAUGCCGCUUCCUUUGAACAGAAUAGUCACAGCCAGUCUCCUGUAAAAGAUGAAAAGGUUAAAUCGGACGAAGGGCAAAGUGAAAAGUCUAGUGAACUGACUACUUCUUUAAUCCCUGAGAAGCAGUCCCUGGAGCCAAGAGUGAAUUCCUCGUCUCAAGACAAUGAUCCAGAGUUUAAAGAGGAAUGUAGUUCUGUUCUUAAGAAUGCCAGUCAAUCGCCCCAGCCCCUUCUAAUUGACGAUGUUAGUCAAACCAGUUUCAAAUUGCGUUCAAGCACUGAAAACCCACCUGUGAGCCCACCUGUCACUAGUCCUCCAGUGCAGCCAGGAACUCCUGGAAAGCCUCCUGCCUCUGUGCUAACCUCAACCCUUUCUCAUUCGGGCACAAGUAUAAUGCCUGAGUGGAUGUCCGGACACGAAGAUAGCAACACCAUCUCAACACCACCACCUGCUCUACCCCCAAACACAAAAGCCUCCGAUGUGGAUACAAGUUCCAGCACACUGAGGAAAAUCCUUAUGGAACCCAAAUACACUUCAUCAAGCACUACCACUACCAUUGUCACAAGUGCUAUCUCUGAGCCUGUCUCGACUUCACUUGCAGAAGAGCGCACACACCGGCCUUUGGAGGCAAUUAAACCAGUGUCUGAAGAAAAAUCUGCUGUACCUCUAAUUAAUGCUGUGGUUCCACCAGCAGCAGAAGCUCCGGUUUUCCAGGAAAAGGUUACCAUUGUUGCACCAAAAGCAACCUCUGUCAUAAGCAGGAUGCCUCUCACUUUUGAUCCUGAAGAAAUGCCCAGAAUCACCAAGCAUUCUCCUCAGAUUCCAUCUGCUCCAUCAUGUAUACCUUCUCCAAAAAUUAAGCAGCGCCAAAAUAUAAAUGAUAGUCGACCAUGCAUGAAGCCAACUAUGUCCAUUAUAGAAGACAGGCCUUCUGAGACUGGUCCCAGUCCUGGCUUGAGGGUGCAGACCUCCCAAGGGGUUGUCCUGCUGUCAUAUUCUGGCCAGAAAACUGAAGGACCACAAAGGAUUAGUGCAAAAAUAAGCCAGAUCCCUCCUGCAAGUGCUGUUGACAUAGAAAUUCAGCAGUCUGUGUCAAAGACCCAAAUUAAGCAAGAACCCAUGACACCGUCUCAGAUACUUCCUAAAGGACCUCCGACUCCUGGAGGCUUUUCUGCACAUUCACUAGUUGCAGGCAACCAACCUUUUAAUGCAUCUCCUGUAAUAUCAUCCAUCAAGCAGGAGCGUUCUUCAAUGGAGUCAAGUCAUGUUCCGAAUGCGUUGUCUCAAGCAGGAGGGGUGAAAGUGCUGACCCAAACCAAUCCCCCUGUACUCAUGCACAGUCAGAUGGUGACGUCAAGCAAGAAGAUCACAGACACCAAAGCAGAAUCCAAGGUUCUUCAGCCAACAAAUCUAAGUCCUGGUCUUAGUCCUCACCAUUCUUCAUUUUCUGGAAAGCUGAAAUCAGAACCAAACCACGUGAGCUCGGGAGCAAACACGCCCAGUGCAGAGAGGGCCCUCCCACAUCUUAGUGUUGUUAAGCAAGAGCCACAUUCACCCUCUGUAGCAAGUCAUUCUCCAUCUACAUUCAGCAGAUCAUGUCACCCCAGUGUUACAGCUUCUUCAGCCUUAACUAACAACAAUGCCUCUGUUAUGCUGGCGGCAGGAAUGUCUGUCCCCCCAUACAUGUCUAGCAUGCACCCAGAGCAGACUGUCAUCAUGCCACCUCAUAGCGUAACCCAGCCAGUGUCUCUUGGCCACCUGUCCCAAGGGGACGUUAGAAUAAACACCCCGCCACUGCCAGGAAUGCAGUACGCAAUGCGCUCUGAAGCACUUCACUCACCGAGAGCAGCGAUGCAGCCCCAGAGAUCCACCACCCCUCAGCCAGCCAGUAACAGAGAAAUGGUUCUUCCUAACAUGUCUUCCCAGCACCCUCAGGACGAGGAUGUUCAUUAUCAUCACCCUAUUCCUCGAGGCCCUGCCCACGUUCAGCCUGACAUGCUGGUCAUGCCGCCUGAAUAUCGUAUGUCCGCAUCAGGAAUGCGGCUGGAUCCGUACGUGCCCCAAGAUGUGGUAUUACCGCGGGAUGUCCGCAUGAUUAUGCACUCUCACAUGGCGGCUGUUGGUGAACACCACCAGGAGUCUAGGCAGUCAAGGACCCCAGAAGGACUGGUUCAAACUCCUCCUACCAGCAAAACCCCACAGCCUGUAAAAGACCUGGCAAAGCAGUCGGAUUUAAAACGCUCCCAUUCACCACACACUGAUGCCAGGAUCCUCGGUGUACCUCCCAGUGGACUGAACAUGUCUCCCUCUGUAGUCGUACCCCAUGGAGUGCCCCUCAUCCACCCCUCCGGGGGUUCUUUCCGUGAUUAUCGCCCUGUGUACUCAGAUAUACGGAACUAUCAUCCAACGCCGCUGUCCCACGCUCAGUAUUCCAGUGCCUCGUCCAUUGGAUUGCAUACUCGGAGUCUGACCCCAUCACAGGUUGGAGAUGGGGAACACACACAUGUAAAUCAUACAGGACGCAGCAAGACCCCACAAGUAAGUCAGGACCCAAAAGUACCGCCAGCAUCUGUUAAUGAGCAGACUCACCACUCGGCUAUUAAAAGGCACACGGGGCAAAUGGACUCCCGCAUUCAGCAUCUGCCGACUCCCCAGACCUCGUAUCCUUCACCCAGUGCCAUCAGCUUGAAACAAGAACUGCCAUCUCCUCAUCAGUCCCAAGCACUUCAGAAGCAGUCUAUUUGUCUGUCCUCCCCGGCACUCUCCAGCACUCUCUCAAGGACAGACCUCAAGUCUCCUCCUAAACAAGAAGCCCCUCAUCGUUCUGUAGAUAUGGUGCAGCUGCUGACAAAAUACCCCAUUGUAUGGCAGGGACUACUUGCGCUGAAGAAUGACACCGCUGCUGUGCAGUUACAUUUUGUGUCUGGCAACAACGUCCUGGCACAUCGCUCUUUACCAGCGCCUGAAGGAGGCCCGCCCCUGAGGAUCGCUCAGCGCAUGAGACUGGAGGCCACCCAGCUGGAUGGGGUUGCACGAAGAAUGAUGGUGGAAAGUGAUUACUGUUUAUUACUCGCACUUCCCUGUGGCCGCGAUCAGGAAGAUGUCGUGAACCAGACGGAUUCGCUGAAAGCCGCCUUCAUCACUUACCUGCAGGCAAAACAGGCAGCCGGCAUCAUUAACGUUCCCAACCCAGGAUCCAAUCAGCCCGCCUACGUCCUGCAAAUAUUCCCGCCCUGCGAGUUCUCUGAAAGUCACCUGUCCCGCCUAGCUCCGGAUUUACUGACCAGCAUUUCCAAUAUCUCCCCACACCUUAUGAUUGUCAUUGCGUCGGUUUGAGCUCUGCUGUUGUGAUCACGGACCCAUGCACAUAAACAGCAGGAGCUGAACACACUUUUGCCGAGCGACUUGCUUGGGAGGGGCGCCCCUUGCUGGAGAGACCUGCCAUUGCUUCUCUGGAUGUUUACAAACUGCUCCUGGGAUCCCUGAUGCACGGCUAGAAGCAGACUGGCAAUGGACAGGUUUGUGGGGGCACCAGAUCCCACCAGCGAGACGUUGGGAUAUUCCAUGGUGGUUACUGUUCGUGUGCUUGUUGUGUUUUUAUUAUUUUUUUUUUAAGCUGAAUCUGCCUUUGCACUAAAUUAGUGACUCCAAACUUUGUACAUCAAUUUGUUUUUUUUUUUCCUUUGUGUCAUAUUUUUUUUUUUGGCAACGUGCUGUGAUAUUGGAACGUCCGGACACAGUAUCACUUGCCAUUGGACUCAUGAGCGGGAACCUGUGAAUAUUGGGCUGGAGCAGAUAGUCAGCUGGGCUUCCUGCUUGUGGACAUUGCAGCCAGUUUGGCCUUCUCCGCGGACUCCUCGGCGACCCCCUUCUUUGUACAGUUUACAUGGGAAAAUAACAUACAAAAGGGAGAUCUAUUUUUCCUUCCUUUGGAUAUUAUAGGACUCCGUGGCUGUGUGUAUAUAAAGCAUAUAUAAUAUAUAUUAUAUAUAUAAAUAUAUAUAAUACUGACUUUAAAAGGAAAAUCAAAUCCCCACAACAUACGUUUUUUUAAUCUGUGCCAAAAAAUGUGUUUUGAGAGAAAAAUCUUAUUUUCAUACUCAGACGUAUUGUCCCUCAUUUGUAAGUGUUUUUUUGUUUUUUUUUCAUUCAGACAUUAUCUGCUCAUCACAAUCCGUGUGGAAGUGUUACACACUCGGACAAGAGACUUUUAUUACCUCCCUCCUGCCUGUUUUAUUUUUUUAUUUUGCAGACACCCAUUAAUUUAUGGAACCCCCUCUCCCCCCCCCCAUUCUCCUGUUUUUGUGUGUCCAUUGGAUUACAAACUUUAUUAAAAAAAAUGAUACAA
Messenger RNA from Xenopus laevis (African clawed frog), 11732 nucleotides. RefSeq names its product msx2-interacting protein (gene spen.L). Gene Ontology annotation, cellular component: nucleus. Gene Ontology annotation, biological process: negative regulation of DNA-templated transcription; heterochromatin formation; DNA-templated transcription. Lineage: Eukaryota; Metazoa; Chordata; Amphibia; Anura; Pipidae. The coding region runs from base 308 to 10720 and encodes 3470 amino acids. The record is from RefSeq and is a predicted model, not a curated record. The transcript is spliced from 15 exons. Gene Ontology annotation, molecular function: nucleic acid binding; transcription corepressor activity; RNA binding.